GCAAAGCCCUUACUUUAAUCUAACAUGUAACGGAAAAAUCAACAACGCAAUAAAUAAAGACUGUAUUGUUUUAACUAAUCCAUUUUAGUCGCUGCUGUAACUACACAGUGUGCACAGUUUUGGAUUGAAUAAAUAACACUACAAAAUUCAACUGAAAAAUGGAAGAUCCAGUAGCUAGGAAGGUAGAGGAUAACAGAAGAGUAUAUACAUAUCCACUGUUAAAACAUAGUGAUAUGAAUGAAGAUAUGCAGACUGAAGUAAUGGAACUAUGUGUGACAGCAUGUGAAAAAUUCUCAACUGAUAAUGAGGCAGCAGCUCGUUUCGUAAAAGAAACUAUGGAUAAAAAGUAUGGAGCAGCAUGGCAUGUAGCUGUUGGUGAAGGUUUUGGUUUUGAAAUUACCUAUGAUAUUAAAAACAUUUUAUACAUGCUAUGUGGUGGAAAUUUAGGCAUAAUUGUCUGGAAAUGCUGUUGA
Molecule: messenger RNA, 473 nt
Organism: Schistosoma haematobium
Lineage: Eukaryota; Metazoa; Platyhelminthes; Trematoda; Strigeidida; Schistosomatidae
Gene: DNAL4
Product: Dynein light chain 4, axonemal
Exons: 3
Coding region: 159-473 (104 amino acids)
Biological process (GO): microtubule-based process
Cellular component (GO): dynein complex
Molecular function (GO): dynein intermediate chain binding; dynein light intermediate chain binding
Source: RefSeq, a predicted model, not a curated record